Exaiptasia diaphana is the source of this 5281-nucleotide messenger RNA. RefSeq names its product multidrug resistance-associated protein 1. The coding region runs from base 226 to 4557 and encodes 1443 amino acids. Lineage: Eukaryota; Metazoa; Cnidaria; Anthozoa; Actiniaria; Aiptasiidae. Gene Ontology annotation, biological process: transmembrane transport. Gene Ontology annotation, molecular function: ABC-type transporter activity; protein binding; ATP hydrolysis activity. The record is from RefSeq and is a predicted model, not a curated record. Gene Ontology annotation, cellular component: membrane. The transcript has 28 exons.
CAUGCUCUAUUAUCCCCAGAGGUUGUCUGCUGUUUUUAUGCUUUAGUGCGAUUUAAAAAAAACAUCACCUUUCUUUUUGAAAUAGUAUUGCCUCGAAUCAUACAACUGUAGGAAUGUCGGUUAUUUUGAUUCGCAGCAAAUACCCAACACGCGGCCCAGUGAAACUUUGAUUCAUUUCCAGAUUUGCAGCGGGCUGUAUCUAAGGUUAAAAUUGAAAUAUAGAAUAUGACUGACAAUCACAUGAUACGUGGCGAGUCAAAGUCAACAAACAUACCCGAGCUGGUUGUAUUAGCAGUGAAAAGCUACAAUCCAGUUAAAGACGAUAUUAUUGAAGAAGUAGAUAUAGAAAAUACAGAGCCGCAGUUAUCAGAACAGUUGAUAGUGAAGAAAGGCCAGAGAUACACGGUUCAAGGAUCAGUGGAUUGGUGGUUAUUUGUCAAAUGUGAUGAAAGUGGGAAACUGGGAUAUAUUCCAAGUACUUACGUUGUUCCAUUGAGAAAAGAUCUUGAUCCAACCGAACCAAUUGACUUUAGCCAUGGCAAUGUAAUAUCAAUAUCAAUGAUAGAAACCAGUGUAGACUUGAAGUACUUCCCUUCUGCAAGUGCAGGGCAGGAUAGUAGGAAACCAUGUCCUGAAGAUAGUGCUAAUAUAUUUUCAAAGCUGACAUUUUGGUGGUUAAAUGGGUUGGUCUAUAAAGGGUUUAAACGCCCCCUUCUGGAUAGUGACAUGUGGGCAUUAAGGAAGGCCAAUAGAUGUUCAAACAUUGCUCCUACUGUUGCAUUAAAAUGGACUCAUGUCAUGGAUAAUUGCAGGAAAAAACAUUCUAACCAAGAGAUAUCCAAUGGAGUUGCUCAUACACAAGAAGCUGAAACUAAUGAAGACCUGGAUGCAAUACAAACAGAUGAUCAACAAAAAGUAGAAUUUGUCCCAAAGAAAAAGGAAGCAAAGAAAAAAUACAAAGGGCCUUCACUUAUAAAGAUUUUGUUUUCCAUUUAUUGGAAGCGUUUCCUUUUAGUUGCAUGUUUAAAGUUGGUUCAUGAUAUCUGUCUAUUUAUACACCCAAAGAUGCUCGAUUACUUGAUAAUGUUCUCUGAAGAGAAGSAUGAUCCUUCAACAAGAUGGAAAGGCUACAUGUAUUGUUUGGCUAUAUUUGGCACAGCAAUAGUCCAGUCAUUUUGUCUUCAUCAGUAUUUUCAUAAGAUUCUUACAGUUGGAAUGAACUUAAGGACAGCUAUAAUAGGCAUGGUGUACCCUAAGGCUCUCAGGAUUAACAAUGCAUCAAGGAAUAAAUCAACAGCUGGUGAAAUGGUUAAUUUAAUGACAACUGAUGCCCAAAGAAUCAUGGAUCUUAUGGUUUAUUUGAAUACCAUAUGGUCAGGACCAUUCCAGAUUAUUGUUGCUUUGUACUUUCUGUAUGAUACAAUGGGUUUGUCCAUCUUGGCUGGUGUAGCUGUCAUGCUAUUGUUAAUUCCAAUCAAUCUGAUAUUUUCCAAAGUAUUGAAAAAACUACAGGUGGAUAUCAUGUCUAAAACUGACAGUCGUCUUAAGCUCAUCAAUGAGAUGUUGAAUGGCAUCAAGGUGCUUAAGCUGUAUGCUUGGGAAGAAUCAAUGCAUCAAAAAAUCAUGGAAAUAAGAGGCUCUGAACUAAAACGCAUUAGAAGUUCCAUGCUAGUCAACUCCUGCUUUCAGUUCACUUUUACAUGUGCUCCUUUCAUUGUUUCUCUUGCUACCUUUGCUAUUUAUGUCAUGACGGGUAAUGUCUUGACAGCAAACAAGGCCUUUGUAGCUCUUGCACUGUUUCAAAUACUGCGUUUUCCUCUAGUUGUGUUUCCAAACAUCAUCAUGUCCAUAAUCCAGGCACGUGUUUCCAUUGCUCGGCUCGAGAAUUUUCUAAGUCUUGAUGAAAUUGAUGAAAAAAAUGUCAUCCGAAGUAUGCCAGAACAGUUUGCCUCACAAGCUAUUCAUGUAGAAGACUGCACAGUUUCAUGGGACAAAAAGGAUGCUCCCAUUUUGAAAAAUAUCAACCUAAACAUUCCUACAGGCUCGCUAGUAGCAGUUGUAGGACAAGUCGGCUGUGGAAAAUCUACUCUUUUGUCAGCUUUACUGGGUGACACUGAGCGACUAGGAGGGAGUGUCUAUUUAAAGGGCUCUGUUGCAUACGUACCUCAACAAGCUUGGAUCCAGAAUGCAACGCUGCGUGAUAACAUCUUGUUUAGUAGAGGAUAUGAUCGUCGGCACUUCAAACAAACUGUACACAAUUGUGCCUUACAGACUGACCUUGACCUUCUGCCGGCUGGAGAGAUGACAGAAAUUGGAGAAAAGGGAAUCAAUCUUAGCGGUGGUCAGAAACAGCGUGUUAACUUAGCAAGAGCUGUGUAUUUUAAUGCUGAUGUGUAUUUACUGGAUGAUCCAUUGAGUGCUGUCGACUCACAUGUUGGUAAACAUAUCUUUGAUAAAGUCAUUGGUCCAAGAGGARUUCUUCAGGGCAAGACACGCAUUCUUGUAACCCAUGCAGUUCAUUUCCUGCCGCAAGUUGAUCAGAUUGUUGUCCUCCAAGGGGGACGUAUUUCAGAAGUAGGAACUUAUGAUGAGUUACAAUCCAAUCAAGGUGCAUUUGCCGAGUUCCUGAAGACAUAUGCAAAUGAAAAGCAAUUUGAAGACAAUGAAGAGUCAAGCCAUGAURACAAAACAGCGAGCUCAGAGAACCUUGAUGAAAUCCACGUCAAGGAUGUUCCUAGUAGAUGUAAAUCAGAUACCGUCAGUACAACAACUGAAACAAGUGAGGAGGGUAUGGAAAUUCGGAAAGUUAUUGAAGAAGAAACGUCUGAGAUUGGAAGAGUAAAACUAUCUGUUUACUUAAACUAUGCAAAGGCAAUGGGAUUGAUAUUUUUUCUGUUGGUUGUGCUGUUUACAAGCCUUUCUGAAGGAUCUCUUGUUGCGUCCAAGAUUUGGUUGGCUCACUGGAGCUCAAUAAAUGUCACGACAGACAAGGACAGAGAAUUUUAUCUAGGAAUGUAUGGUGGCUUUGGUCUCUAUCAAGCCUUCUUUAUACUUAUCUCAAGUUUGGUGAUGGCCUAUGGUUCAUAUAUAGCAUCAAGAGCUUUACAUGAUCUCUUGCUCUGUAAAUUACUACGUUAUCCCAUGUCAUUCUUUGAGAGUACCCCUCAGGGGAGAAUUGUGAAUCGGUUUUCUAAGGACAUGUUUGUGAUCGACGAUACACUUCCAAGGAUUCUGUCAUCGUUUUUUAGGUGUUUUAUUGAGGUUAUGAGUUCUAUUUUCGUCAUUUCAUAUGCUACGCCUUUCUUUAUCAUCGUGGUGGUUCCUUUGGCUGCGUUCUAUUUGUUCAUACAGCGAUUAUACGUUGCAUCGUCACGUCAACUACGGCGAAUCGAAUCCGUGAGUCGUUCCCCAAUCUACAACAAUUUCUUGGAGACAAUCAACGGUGUUAGUACAAUUAGAGCGUAUUCACAGCAGCAACAUUUUGUUCGUGGCAAUCAGUUUAGAGUGGACGAAAACCAAGUGGCGUACUACCCUUACAUCGCGUCAAACAGAUGGUUGGCUGUUCGACUAGAGCUUGUUGGUAAUCUAGUAGUACUAUUUGCAGCAAUAUUUGCUGUGUCCAAACGAGGUGACAUAGAAAGUGGACUUGUUGGUCUUUCUUUGACUCAGGCAAUGAAGAUAACGCAAACCCUGAAUUGGAUGGUACGCAUGUCAAGUGAACUGGAAACCAACGUCGUUGCUGUGGAGCGUGUGAAGGAAUACAGUGAGAUAUCUACCGAGGCUGAGUGGAUAAUUGAUGAUAAUCGUCCACCUGAAGACUGGCCAGCAACAGGAAACAUAGCCAUAGACAACUUUGACUUACGAUAUCGUGAUAACCUGCCUCUCGUCCUUAAAAACAUCAACUGCGACAUCAAGCCUGGAGAAAAGAUUGGAAUCGUUGGCCGUACAGGAGCUGGAAAAUCCUCACUGUCCCUGGCUAUAUUUCGCGUUCUAGAAAGUUGUGGUGGUAAAAUUGUAGUCGAUGGUAUCGACAUCUCGAAGAUCGGUCUACACGACUUACGAUCCCGACUUACAAUUAUUCCUCAGGAUCCAGUGUUGUUUUCUGGAAGUCUACGUUUCAACCUCGAUCCUUUUGACAAGCACACCGAUGAAGAGCUGUGGAACGUCUUGGAAAUCAGCCAUCUUAAACAGUUUGUGUCUGGUCUUGCAGAAGGACUACAGCACGCAGUUACAGAAGGAGGAGAGAAUCUCAGUGUUGGUCAGCGUCAGCUCGUAUGUCUAGCACGCGCUCUUCUAAGGAAAAGUAAAGUGUUGGUCCUUGACGAGGCCACUGCAGCGGUGGAYCUCGAAACUGAUGAACUAAUCCAAAACACAAUAAGAACAGARUUUGCAGAUCGAACCACGUUGACAAUCGCUCAUCGAUUGAACACCAUUAUGGAUUAUUCACGGAUCCUGGUGAUGGAUAAAGGUUUCGCAAUGKAGUUUGAUAGCCCGUCUAAUCUACUGGAGAAAAGAGGGAUGUUUUAUAGUAUGGCUAAAGAUGCUGGCCUAGUUUAAACGAGGCAGUCAUUACAGUCUUUGUGUUGAACUUGAACGAGUGAGAGUGAACACAGUAUUUAGCCAUUUCCUUGGCAGGGGCUCUGGGAUUAAGAACAUCUUUCAAGGAUUUGUUGAUACAAAUGUAUCAAUAACAAGUAAAAGAGCAAUCUCAGACCAUAUCAGUAAAGCAGCUAAUAGAGUUUGUACUUUACUUAAUGUGCAUUCCAUGUGGGAUGACAAACGCGUUUUGUUAAGUGAUUCGCGCAUGACCAGAUGCCACAUUUAUCUCAAAACGUAAAUUUACAGUCAUUUCCCCCAAAAUCUAAAGGGUUUCAGUUUCAACUGGCGCUGGAGUGUUUUUAGUUUAGACUCAAGAGAGUGUUUUAUCGGGAAUAAAGACAUAUACAAUAGAAGUCUAUCGUUAUACAUAUUUUUUGUUAUUCCUUUAAAAAGGCAUCUGACGAGAUGUGAAUGAAAAAAAAUAUUUAAUAUAACAUGAAAUUUUGUCGUUUAAUGCAGUAUAUUUAGUUUCAAAUGUAUCUCUACAAGUUAUUUAUCAAUUUGUUAUUAGUAAUAUAUUAAGGUAUUGUAGUUUUUUAUGGGAUUUAUGAUAUUAGUAAUAUAUUACAGUUUUAUUACAGUAUGUAUGAUUUAAUGGUAUCUAUCAACCAAAGUUGUUUUUUUCUCAUUCUAAUUUAUUAUCGUAUUAUUAUCAAGAUACAAAUAAAACCUGAUACUAUCG